AUGACCGACCCAAACCCGACCUUCAACACAGAGCGCCAUGUCAAAUACUACCUCCGAUGCCUGAAGACUUUCCUCCCGUCCGCCUACACAUCCAAUGACUCUAAUCGCAUGCUUCUUGCCUACCUGACCCUCUCAGGAUUGGACGUGCUCGGCGUCCUCCAGAGCAAAACCACACCGGAAGAAAGACAAGGGUACAUCGACUGGCUCUAUCACUGCCAGGUGCCCUCAGGCGGGUUCCGUGGCUUCCCGGGCACAGAUUUUGGGCCGGGAAAGCGAAAUAAGGAUAAUGAAGCUUGGGAUCCAGCUAAUGUCCCCGCGACAUUCUUUGCGCUAGUCAACUUGCUCGUCCUCGGGGACGACCUGUCGCGUGUCAAGCGACGGGAGUGUCUUGAGUGGCUUCCCAAAGUUCAGCGCGCCGAUGGAAGCUUCGGUGAGAUUAUUGGUCCUGAGGGGAGUGUAGGGGGGCUCGUGAUUUGCGAUACUGCUGUUGUGCUGCUGGCAUACGUGUCCGCAAUUCAAACACUGACGGAACAGACGUACGACGGCGGCAUGGCUGAAUCACCUUUCUGUGAAUCGCAUAGUGGACACACAUAUUGCGCGGUUGGGUCUCUGGACUUCGUGCGCCGGACUUCUAACGAUCUAAAAUCAGUGCCCCUACUAUCGGCAGGGUCUAAUCAAUUCGAGGCUUUGAUUACAUGGAUCGCUUCAAGGCAGACCGCCCAGCUGGAGGAACCCGAGGAAGAUGAAGAUGAUGAUGAUGGACAGCUUGAGGUGACGGAGACGAGAUCUCUCGAUGAUAGAGUCCACGGGUUGCCUAAUGUUCAACCCAUCAUGGCCGACACAAUAUCAUGCGCCGGGUUCAAUGGCCGAUGCAAUAAAUAUGCAGACACAUGCUAUUCAUUCUGGAACGGAGCGACACUGAUGAUGCUGGAUCGGUAUUCCGUGAUAGAUGAAGUUCGCAAUCGUCGAUACUUGCUUGAAAAGACACAACAUAUUGUCGGCGGGUUUGGGAAAGCACCCGGGGAUCCUCCUGACCUUCUUCACUCAUACUUUGGCAUGGUGUCCCUGGCUUUCCAGGGUGAGGCAGGACUCAGCCCCGUCGAUCCCACGAUGGGUUCCAGUGAACGCACAGUCCGACAUCUUGAAUCACUGCCUUGGUGGCAAUGA
Molecule: messenger RNA, 1167 nt
Organism: Penicillium vulpinum
Lineage: Eukaryota; Fungi; Ascomycota; Eurotiomycetes; Eurotiales; Aspergillaceae
Gene: cdc43
Product: protein geranylgeranyltransferase type I subunit CDC43
Exons: 5
Coding region: 1-1167 (388 amino acids)
Biological process (GO): protein geranylgeranylation
Cellular component (GO): CAAX-protein geranylgeranyltransferase complex
Molecular function (GO): CAAX-protein geranylgeranyltransferase activity
Source: RefSeq, a predicted model, not a curated record